This is a messenger RNA of Lodderomyces margitis, 2400 nucleotides long. It is a transcript of the gene ACO2, whose product is annotated as aconitate hydratase. Gene Ontology annotation, cellular component: cytosol; mitochondrion. Gene Ontology annotation, molecular function: aconitate hydratase activity; 4 iron, 4 sulfur cluster binding. NCBI's taxonomy places the organism in Eukaryota, Fungi, Ascomycota, Pichiomycetes, Serinales, Debaryomycetaceae. The record is from RefSeq and is a predicted model, not a curated record. Bases 1 to 2400 code for a protein of 799 amino acids. Gene Ontology annotation, biological process: tricarboxylic acid cycle. The transcript has a single exon.
AUGUUAAAAGCUAGAGUCAUAAGACAGAGCAAUACUGCGGUAUUACAGCUCCACAAAAGGUGUUUAGCGACCCAGGGAUUCAGUUACCCUGUUCCUCCAGAGUACCAAUCUAGAACCCCACCAUACUCCAAACUAGUUGAUAAACUUGCAACAGUUAAACAAAUAGUCAACAACCAGCCGUUGACCCUCGCCGAAAAGAUUUUGUACUCGCAUUUAUGUAAUCCCGAGGAGAGUCUUACGUCCUCAAAUGUUUUUGAUAUCAGAGGUAAAGAGUACUUGAAAUUAAAUCCUGAUAGGGUUGCAAUGCAAGAUGCAUCAGCUCAAAUGGCAUUGCUACAAUUCAUGACCUGUGGUAUGAGCUCAACUGCUGUACCAGCAUCGAUCCACUGUGAUCAUUUGAUUGUGGGAAAAGAUGGUGCUUCUUCCGAUUUGACGAAAUCAAUUGCCACAAACAAGGAAGUGUUUGAUUUCUUGCAAAGUUGUGGUGAGAAAUAUGGUAUACAAUUUUGGGGACCGGGAUCAGGUAUCAUUCAUCAAAUUGUAUUGGAAAAUUUCUCGGCCCCAGGGUUGAUGAUGUUGGGCACUGAUUCGCAUACACCAAAUGCCGGUGGUCUUGGUGCCAUUGCCAUUGGUGUAGGCGGUGCCGAUGCUGUUGAUGCUUUGACAGGAACGCCAUGGGAGUUGAAGGCGCCAAAGAUUAUGGGUGUGAAAUUAACUGGAAAAAUGUCGGGAUGGACGUCACCAAAAGAUGUCAUUACUACAUUGGCAGGUAUCUUGACUGUAAGAGGAGGUACAGGAUACAUCGUCGAGUAUUUUGGCGAUGGAGUUGCUAACUUAUCAUGUACUGGUAUGGCUACUAUUACCAAUAUGGGAGCUGAAAUUGGAGCCACCACCUCAAUUUUCCCAUACCAAGAAGCUCACAAGAGGUAUUUGACUGAAACAAAUAGAGAACCUGUAGCGAAUGCUGCCGCUGCUGUAAACAAGGAGUUCAAAUUUUUACAAGCCGAUGAAGGUGCAGAGUAUGACAAAGUGAUUGAAAUUAAUCUUUCUGAAUUGGAACCACACGUUAAUGGUCCUUUCACUCCCGAUUUGUCAACGCCCAUUUCCAAAUUUGGAGAAACUGCCCAAAAAGAAGGCUGGCCAGCAACUGUUUCAGCUGGUUUAAUAGGAUCAUGUACAAACUCAUCGUACCAGGAUAUGUCAAGAGCUGUAUCUAUUAUCAAACAAGCAGAAGCAGCUGGGUUGAAGCCAAAGAUUCCCUUUUUCGUUACCCCAGGUUCAGAACAAAUCAGAGCAACAAUUGAGAGAGAUGGACUCAUAAACACCUUUGAGAAAAACGGUGCUAUUGUCUUGGCCAAUGCAUGUGGUCCUUGUAUUGGACAAUGGGAUAGAGUUGAUGUCCCCAAGACAUCCACUGAAUCCAAUGCAAUUUUCACCAGUUUUAAUAGAAACUUCAGAGCUAGAAACGAUGGAAAUAGAAACACCAUGAACUUCUUGACGUCUCCAGACAUGGUCACGGCCAUGAUUUAUUCAGGUGACGUCAACUUCAAUCCAAUAACUGAUAGUAUCAAAUUGGAAAAUGGUAAAGAGUUUAGAUUUCAACCACCAGAGGGAAUCGAUUUGCCCAGUAAAGGAUUCAUCAAAGGUAGAGCAGAAUUCUACCCUGAACCAAACCCUCAACCAAAGCCAGAAGUUCCCGUCAGUGUUAGCCCUACUUCAGAUAGAUUGCAACUAUUAGAUCCUUUUGAACCAUGGGGUGGUGAAGAAUUGUCAACCAAUGUCUUACUUAAAGUGGAAGGAAAAUGUACUACAGACCACAUUUCAGCAGCAGGAGCAUGGUUGAAAUACAAGGGUCAUUUGGAAAACAUUUCCUACAACACUUUAAUCGGAGCUGUAAAUAAGGAGACUGGUGAAGUCAAUAAAGCAUACGAUUUGAAUGGCGACUCAUAUGGCAUUCCUGAAUUGAUGAUGAAAUGGAAAGAUGACAAGAGACCUUGGGUUGUUGUUGCCGAACACAAUUACGGUGAAGGUUCAGCAAGAGAACAUGCAGCCUUAUCGCCAAGAUUCCUUGGUGGUUCAGUCAUUUUAGUCAAGUCUUUUGCCAGAAUCCACGAAACAAACUUGAAGAAACAAGGUAUGUUACCAUUGACGUUUGCCAAUGAAGAGGAUUAUGAUAAGAUACUGGCAGGUGAUUUGAUAACCACAAUUGAUUUGAAAGAUAUGAUUGCCAAGGACGGAAAUAAUGGAGGAGGUUUACGAUUAAAAGUUAUCAAGAAAGAUGGUUCUGAGUUUGAAAUUUCGGCCAAGCAUACAAUGUCAAAGGACCAAGUUGAGUUUUUCAAAGCCGGAUCAGCUAUUAAUCACAUUGGUAAUUUGAAAAAGCAAGAGUCAAGCGCUUGA